AUGGCAACUCGUCUGAACAUACCCGACAUGCCUAUGGGAGGAUUUGUCGCUGGUCCCGGAGGAGGUGCCGGUCCCGCGGCCGCAGCCCCCGUCGAGGAAGAAGAGGCCGCGCCCGCCGCUCAAGAGAAGACACUUUUCAACCUCAAGCUCGAGAAAUUCGACGCCGGCGCGAAACCCAAGGUGAUCAAGGAGAUCAAGGCCAUGUUAGGCUUGAGUUUGGUGGACAGCAAGAAGUUCGUUGAGGGAGCACCGAAGAUGAUGAAGGAGGGUGUGCCAAAGGAGGAGGCGGAGAAGAUUGUCGAGACGCUCAAGGCGCUGGGUGCUACAGUUGUCAUGGAGUAG
Molecule: messenger RNA, 342 nt
Organism: Alternaria ventricosa
Lineage: Eukaryota; Fungi; Ascomycota; Dothideomycetes; Pleosporales; Pleosporaceae
Exons: 2
Coding region: 1-342 (113 amino acids)
Biological process (GO): translation
Cellular component (GO): ribosome
Molecular function (GO): structural constituent of ribosome
Source: RefSeq, a predicted model, not a curated record